GGUAUGGCAGUUUACUUCUGUCUUCUGGUGAAUUCUGUCGCCAAUGAUGUAGCAUUUCGUUUGACACCAGAGGAGCGUCGAGACUUGGUGAACUUCCAUCGUCGUCAUCGUUCAAUGGUUGAUCCACCAGCUGCCAACAUGAUGCUCUUGAAAUAUUCCACCGAAGUGGAGGAGGUGGCUUCAAAGCACUUGUCAUGCGAUACAAAGAACACUAGUAAAAUGGAAAUACAGGGCUACAACUGGAACAUGGCGUUGAGUGUGAAGAGGGGACCAAGUGUGGAAGACCUGGCUGCAGCUUGGGGCCAUCAAAAAGCCCAUUUUGACGCCAGCAAAGACGGAAGUUGCAUGAACUGUGGAGAGUACAAGAAGAUGAUUUGGGCGACUAGUCAGUUAAUGGGCUGCGCAAAAGCCGACUGCUACAAUUCGAGCUUUCUCCUCUGUCUCUACACUCCAGGUGGCAAUUGGUCGAUGGAACAGCCCUACAUCAAAGGCGACAGCUGUUCCGGCUGCGAGGCCAACGUCACAUGCAUUGAAAACCAAUGCAGUCCUGAAGGUGCAUCAAAGUCGAAACUUGGAACUUUCUUCUGGGGCAUCAUGGCCGCAAUCUUCUACACAUUUUUCGAAUAA
Messenger RNA from Hydatigera taeniaeformis, 627 nucleotides. NCBI's taxonomy places the organism in Eukaryota, Metazoa, Platyhelminthes, Cestoda, Cyclophyllidea, Taeniidae. The record is from the annotation of a GenBank genome assembly.